AUGGGAAAGGCAGUAAUAUUGGUGGUGAGACUUGUUGUCUUAAUUUGCCUUGUGGGAUCACUCAUCCUCCUCCUUACAAGUUCUCAAUAUUCCGAUACUCAACGCCUUUUCUACUCUGAUGAUGAGCUUCAAAUCAAAUUUACCGAUUUUCGUGUUUAUGUUUAUAUGCUGGUUUGCAUUGGCGUGGGAAUUGGCUAUAAUCUCUUUCAAACAAUACUCUCAUUAAGCAUUGGAGUUAGCCUUUUAGAUCUAUUUGGUGACAUGCUGAUCAUAGCAAAUAUAUUGGUUUCAGGAGCAGCUGCAACAUUUGGUUUUACACUUGAAUUGAGCCGUUCAACUGACCUAGAGCCCACUAGUUUCUUCAAUAAGAUUUUUGUAUCUGCAGGACUUUCUCUUCUAGCAACUCUCUUCACACUUAUCUCUCUCAUUUCCUCACAUGUUGCUCUAAAGGGUUGA
Solanum pennellii is the source of this 456-nucleotide messenger RNA. Its product is annotated as CASP-like protein 4D1. NCBI's taxonomy places the organism in Eukaryota, Viridiplantae, Streptophyta, Magnoliopsida, Solanales, Solanaceae. The record is from RefSeq and is a predicted model, not a curated record. The coding region runs from base 1 to 456 and encodes 151 amino acids. The transcript is spliced from 3 exons.